Molecule: messenger RNA, 846 nt
Organism: Prunus persica (peach)
Lineage: Eukaryota; Viridiplantae; Streptophyta; Magnoliopsida; Rosales; Rosaceae
Product: pathogenesis-related protein PRMS
Exons: 2
Coding region: 1-846 (281 amino acids)
Cellular component (GO): extracellular region
Source: RefSeq, a predicted model, not a curated record
AUGCCGCGACGUCAAACUUUCGCUACUAUAAUAAUCACCAUCUCUAUUUUGAUCCCCUUCAUCUUGGCCAACCCAUUCCACCUCCCGAGACACGACGUUCAUAUCAAUCAUGUCGAAAAGGUGACUGCCAAAUCCAAUGCUAAUCCCCAUGCCAAUAACGUAGACGAUGACGGGAAUGGCAUUGGAACAAGCAUUGGCGGGAUUGCAAAUGUCGCCAAUGACAUUGUCAAUGGCAUAGCCAACGCAUUGAAACCGAACAACGAAAACUACACAGAAUACCCGCCUCCCGCGCUAGCCCAAGAGUUCAUCAUGGUGCAUAAUGAGAUUCGAAAGGCUGAGAACGUGCCGCCCUUAGUAUGGAAUGAGACGUUGGCCCAAUUCGCAGAAGAUUGGGCCAAGAAGCAGACCGAUUGCGGUAUGCGCCACUCGAAGGGCCAAUAUGGGGAGAACUUGUUCUGGGGUUUUAAGGCCCAUUGGUUGCCGAGAGAGGCAGUGGAGGAUUGGGCUCAUGAGAAGCAAUUUUACAAUAGAGAAAAGCGACAAUGCGCCCAAGACAAAGCUUGCGGCCACUACACGCAGAUUGUAUGGAAGACCACUCAACAAGUUGGGUGCGCUCGGUUCAGAUGCUCCAACGGAAGUUUGCUCAUUAUUUGUGAAUAUGCUCCACCUGGGAAUUAUGCCAAUGAGGACCCUUUUAAUCCAGGCUCUCCACUUUCUCCUCCUCCUACUCCUAGUGCUACUUCUCCACCAUCUUUGUCAUCACCGGUCAUCAUAAGCCAGGUCAGGGUCAUCAUAAGAAAGGUGGCGGCCAUCAUGAGAAAGGUCAGGGUGAAAAUGGCUCAGUGA